ACGUGUCCGUGUGUCCCGGGCUCGGCUUCUCCCUGCUCUCGGGCAGCCAUGGCCAUGGCCGGCGUCGCUGCCAUCCUCAUCCUCACCACGCUGCUGCCUGCAGCCGCUGUCCCCUGCAGCGCCCUGCGCCCCGACAACACCACCGCACCCAAGCUACUGGGGACGUGGCUGUACAUGGCCGGGGCUGCCCAGUUCCCCCGGCACCUCCUGGAGAUGCUGCUCAUCGACCAUGGAUACCUCUAUGUGGAGCCUGGUGCCAGCGAGCAGGAGCUGCCCAUCACCCAGAGCGUGGCCGUGGGGGACCAAUGUCUCACCAACAACUCCACCUACAUGGAAAUCAUUGCCAGUAGCACCACGCUGGUGAAGGAGGCCAAGAGCCAGCAAACCGUGGGGACACUGAUGAACCUCAGCUCUGAAGAUGUUUUACUCAUCCAGUACCAACUGCAGAGGGAAAGGACGUACUUGGGACUGUAUCUCUAUGCCAGAAACCUGACCAUGAGCAGAGCCCAACGGGAAGAGUUUGAGAGCCAGGCCAAGUGCCUGGGGCUGAGCAAAGAGGGGAUCGUGUAUGCACCAUGGAAAAGGGAGCUGUGUCAAAUGGAAGAAGUUGGAAACAGCCCAUGGAUGGAGCCCAUGGCUGCAGUCACAGCAUCACCUUCUCCGGGUACCCACCAACCAGGGAACGCCAAUAACUGAUCCCACGUUGGGCAAUAAACGUUUUCUUCAAACUCAA
This is a messenger RNA of Strigops habroptila (Kakapo), 733 nucleotides long. Its product is annotated as alpha-1-acid glycoprotein 1-like. Lineage: Eukaryota; Metazoa; Chordata; Aves; Psittaciformes; Psittacidae. The record is from RefSeq and is a predicted model, not a curated record. The transcript is spliced from 6 exons. The coding region runs from base 49 to 696 and encodes 215 amino acids.